AAUGGUGUUUCGCUUCAUAAUUCUGCGCUUAUUGAAUUUCUUCACAAAUGACCAAAAGUAGGGAUAGUACGAAUCUGGGAGAAGACGAUACAUCUGUCAUAACUAAGAAAUCAGAUAUAGGUCAGCAUUUUUUACGUGCUGCACGUGCUGGAAAUAUUCAAAAGGUUUUGAUACUCAUCAAUGAGCACAACGCAGAUGUACAUGCCUGUAAUGCAAAUGGGUUGAAUGCGCUUCAUUUAGCUUCAAAAGAAGGUCAUUCAGAAGUUGUACGUGAAUUAAUUGAACGUGGUGCAAAACCGAAUACUGCUACAAAAAAAGGGAAUACAGCUUUACAUAUUGCAAGUUUAGCUGGUCAAUUCGAAGUGGUUAAGUUAUUACUAGAGGCUGGAGCUGAAGUGAAUAUUCAAGCUCAGAAUGGUUUCACUCCAUUGUAUAUGGCUGCUCAAGAAAAUCAUUUGGAAGUUGUACGUCUACUAUUAGCCAAUGGUGCCAAUCCUGGUUUAACUACAGAUGAUGGUUUUACACCACUUGCUGUAGCUUUACAACAAGGUCAUGAUCGUGUAGUUGCUUUAUUAUUAGAAAGUGAUUCUCGUGGUAAAAUCUGUUUACCAGCUUUACAUAUUGCAUCUAAAAAGGAUGAUAUUAAAGCUGCCAAUUUAUUAUUAAAUAGCGAUGUCAAUGUAGAUCAUCAAUCAGCUAGUGGAUUCACUCCACUUCACAUCGCUGCACAUUAUGGUAAUGUGAAUAUGACUGAAUUAUUGAUAUCACGUGGUGCUAAUAUUAAUUUUCAAGCUAAAAACAAUAUAACUCCAUUGCAUGUAGCAUCUAAAUGGGGUAAUCAAGGUGUAGCUGAACGUUUAAUUACAGCUGGUGCGGAACUUGACUGUCGUACACGUGAUGGAUUGACACCAUUACACUGUGCUGCUAGAUCUGGACAUGAUACAGUUGUUCAAUUAUUAUUAAGUGCUGGAGCACAUAUCUCUGCUAAAACAAGGAGUGGUUUAAAUUCAUUACAUAUGGCCGCUCAAGGUGAUCAUGUAGAUACUGCACGUUUACUUUUACAACAUGGAGCACAAUCUGACGAUCCAACAAUUGACUUUUUAACCGCGUUACAUGUUGCUGCACAUUGUGGUAAUGUACGUGUAGCAAAAUUAUUACUUGAGCGUGGAUGUGAUGUCAAUGCAAGAGCAUUGAAUGGAUUUACACCUUUACAUAUCGCAUGUCAAAAAAAUCGAAUUAAAAUUGUUGAACUGUUAUUGAAAUAUAAUUGUUUGAUUCAAGCUACAACAGAGUCUGGUUUAACACCAUUACACGUUGCAUGUUUCAUGGGGCAUCUAAAUAUUGUCGUUUUAUUAUUACAACAUGGUGCUAAUGCAAAUGCACCAACUGUACGUUGUGAAACUAGUUUACACUUGGCAACACGUGCUGGACAAACUGAUGUAGCUCGUUUACUCUUACGUAAUGGUGCUCAAGUGGAUGUGAAAGCUAGAGGCAAUCAGACACCACUUCAUAUAGCAUCACGUAUUGGUAAUUUAGAAUUAGUCACUUUACUAUUGGAAUAUGCUGCUAAUGUACAGUGUUCAACCAAAGAUACUUAUGCAGCAUUACAUUUAGCUGCAAAAGGUAAUCAUAAAGAGAUAUGUGAAUUAUUAUUAAAAAAUGGAGCAGAAUUAGAAAUAACAACGAAGUCUGGUUUCACUCCAUUACACUUAGCUGUGAAACAUUCGCAUUUAGAAACAGCUAAAUUUUUACUUUUAUCCGGUGCUGAUAUGAAUGCAGUUGGACGUAAUGGUUUAACACCAUUACAUUUGGCUACACAUUACGGAUGUUUACCUAUGGUUGAAUUAUUACUUGAACAUAAAGCAUCUCCAGUUUCACAAGCUAAAAAUGGUUUUAUUCCAUUGCAUAUUGCCGCAGAAAAACAUUUAGUGGAUAUUGGCAAAUUAUUAAUUGAAGCUACUGUUGACAGUAAUAAUAAGAAUAAGAAAAAUACUAAUGAUAAUGGCGGUUGUGGUGUCGAUGGUGGUUGUUGUAGUAUACAAUCACGUAAUGGUUUCACUCCGUUACAUUUAGCUUGUCAAGAUGGAAAUGAGAAAAUGACUAAAUUACUAAUUGAUUCUGGAUCUAAAGUAAAUGCUUUAGCGAAAAAUGGCCUUACAGCAAUGCAUUUAGCAGCACAAGAGGAUAGUGUUAAAGCUGCAGAAUUAUUAUUUAACGCUGGUUCUGAGUUAGAUUUGAAAACAAAAGCAGGAUAUACUCCUUUACAUACAGCUUGCCAUUUUGGUCAAGUAAAUAUGGUUCGAUUUUUACUUGGCAAAGGUGCUGAUGUGAAUGCUAUAACAUGUAUGGGAUCAAAUGCUUUACAUUUAGCUGCACAACAAGGUCAUUCGACAGUUAUUUACAUUUUAUUAGAAAGUGGCGCUAAUCCAAAUAUGCGUAACAAGUAUGGUUGGACACCAGCUCAUGUUGCUCGUCAUCAACAUUAUUUAAAUAUAUUUGAAGCAUUACGUCAGGUAACUACAUGUGUAGAAUCAUGGGAGCAUGAAAAUACUGAUGAAUUGCCAAUGAAUGCAGAAUUGGCAUCAUCUAUAUCAUCUGGUCCAGAGUAUCAUAAUUCUUCUUUGAGUAGACAACAACAUAUCUCUGCUAAUCGACUUGGCCUUGAACAUCCAGACAUGAUGAGAGAUAAUCCAAUUACAGAUACUGAAGAAGAAUGUAUUGAACCGGAUUUCACAAUUAUGCCAUCAUCACCAUUAUUUUCACGUGCACAAAGUAGACAGAGUCUUAGUCAACAAAUACACAUACAACCACAACAACAACAACAAUAUGUUCAACAUCAUCCACAAUCUCAUCACAAAUCAGAUAACAAACAUUCUGAUGAACAACAGCAUUAUGGUCAUCGUAGUGGUGGUGUGAAUCACGUUAAAAUAGCUCCAGAUAAAUUAUCAAAUGUAUCAGGUGAAGAUAGUAUACAUGAAGGCACAACAGCCGAAAAUGCUCACGCACUGAAUUGGCGUGAUGGACAUUUAAAUUAUGGUACCAGGGAAGUUGGAUUGUCUGAAACUCGAAUAAGUCGAGAUUAUGCUGAACUCGGUAUGGCAGGUGCUCCAAGUUUAAUAGGGUUUUCCGGACUAGUCGAAUGGGAUUUCACCCCAGACAAUGUACCGAUUCCUCGAAGACCUAUAGCUUCAGGGUGAGUACAGUAAUCUUUAUUUUAUUUUCAUUGUUAUAAACAGAACAACACUAUCCAACACUUCAAAUGUUAUAUGAUAGUCGUUUCUUGUCAUACAGUUGUCAUUAUUUUUCUAUAGUUUUAAACUUCUAGUUUCAGAAUUGUUAAGCAUGUUUUCUGUCCUAAUUCUAUUUUUAAUAUCAAAGCAUCCGUUUCAAUAGUUAAUCUUACAACAUUAGAAGAACCUGUUUAUUUUAAAGUCACAAUAGAAAACUCCCAAAUUUUCUUUCUUUUUACCAAAGGAAAGUUUCCACCUAAAGAAUUCAUAUAAUUUUUUUUUCAAAUCUCAUUAAUUUUGAAUUAAGAAAAGUUUUAUUGUCAUAUUUACUUUCUCUCUAAGGUCAUCUCAAGGUUACUUCUAUAACCGGCACUCAUUUUAACCAAUUAUCAUAUAGAAUUUUUCACCUUGAAAUUGUUUUAUUCACGCCCACAAUAUGACUUUAUGAAAAUGUUUAUGAUUGGUAUAUAGAUAACUGAGAUACACUAAUAAAAUACAUGCCAGAAAGAAAACCUUUCACAGUACUCUUUGUGAUUCUAAAUUGCCAUUUGGGAAUAUGUUUGUUUUGAAUCAUGAUUGUUCUCAAAUAAAUUACGAACAUUUCGAUAAGGAACAACAGGAAAAUAAAGAUGAAUCAUUUUUAUACCCGAUUGUUCGUGAACGCUUUCUUGUAUCAUUUUUGGUGGAUGCACGUGGUGGAUCGAUGCGUGGUAGUCGUCAUCCAGGUCUACGAAUUUUAGUCCCACCAAGUGCAGCAAGUGCACCAACACGUAUUACCUGCCGUAUGUUACGACCUGAACGUACAGCUCGACCACCUCAAUUGAAUGAUUGUGAAGGAUUAGCUUGUCGUAUCAUUGAGUUAGGACCGCAUCCAUGUCGUUUCAAUUCACCAGUUGUGUUAGAAAUUCCACAUUUUGCUUCAUUACGUGGUCGUCAACGUGAACUCGUUGUAUUACGUAGUGAUAAUGCUGAAAUAUGGCGUGAACAUUCACUAGAAGCUACAGAUCAAGCAGUUCAGUCAGCUGUAGGUCAAAGUUUCGAUACGUUAGAGACGCUGGAAGAACUUCGUGCGAAACGUAUUAUUCGUAUAUUGACUAAUGAUUUUCCACAAUAUAUGGCAGUUGUUAGUAGAAUACGCCAAGAAUCAUCUUUAGUUGGUUCAGAUGGUGGUGUUCUUAGUUCAACAGUUGUUCCACAAGUUCAAGCUGUAUUCCCAGAAGGUGCACUACAGAAAAGAAUCCGUGUCGGUUUACAAGCUCAGCCAAUCGCUCCAGAGUUAGUUACACGAUUAUUUGGUAAUCGUGUUACAGUCUCGCCAAUUGUCACAUUAGAACCACGUCGUCGUAAAUUUCAUAAACCAAUCACCUUAACUAUACCAUUACCGAAAGCUGUUGUUCGUGGUAUGCUGAAUCCAUCGGUGAAUGAUUUAAAAUCACAAAAUGUACCGAGUUUACGAUUGUUGUGCAGUAUUACCGGCGGUACAGCGCCAGCACAAUGGGAAGAUAUUACUGGAUCUACACCAUUGUCUAAAGUGAAAGAUUGUAUCUCCUUCACUACAACAGUUUCAGCGAGAUUUUGGCUAAUGGAUUGUUCAGCUGUACAUGAAGCUGCAGAAUUUGCAAGUAUGCUGUAUGCCGAAGCCACAUUAGUUCCAUAUAUGGGUAAAUUUGUUGUAUUUACCAAACGUUUGGAUAUGGAUGAAGCAUUAGUUCGAUGUUUCUGUGUCACAGAUGAUAAAGUAGACAAGACAUUGGAAUGUCAAGAAGGUUUUGAAUUGUGUGCUGCUUCACCAGAAGUUGAAAUAAUUGAAAGUCGACCAGUUUGGCUGGAAACAGCUGGUAAUUUAUUACCUGUAGCAAAAUUAAGUGAACAAUUACGUUUACAUUUCAAUGCAUUCCAUGAGAAUAGACUUGCAUUUCCAGUACGUGUAAAAGAUCUUCAACAAGAAGCUAUUAGUAAAUUAGCAUUUAUGCGUGAACCACGACAACCAAUUCGAGAUGGAGAUGGUGAUUCACAAUAUAUCUAUCAUGAAAUAACUCCUGUUCAAAAACCAUUAUGUACAUUAGAAAUUCGACUUAGUUCAGAUAAUGGUGUUAAUGGUCAACAUGGUCUUGAUCUUUCAUUGAUUGGUUUAGAAAAUCAUCCAGAAUUUUUAGAUCAAUUAAAUGAAACUAGUGCAGCUGAAUUAACAAUGGGUUCAUUAAGUUGUGUAUUCCCAUAUCCUAAACGUGUUAUUAACGAUGAACAAAUUGUUAAUGGACAAAAUAAUGAAAUUAAUAAACCUAUUGGUGGUAAUUUGGCAUCAACUUAUACAUCAGAUGUAAUUGCUCGUAGUCAAAUUGAUUUACUGCAAGUUGCUAGUGAAAUUGGCUCAGAUUGGCCUAAACUAAUCGAAUUCCUCUUACCUCAGUCUCAUUUAAAUAGUUCAUGUACUGUGAAUCAAUUAGUUAAUUGGAUUAAUGAAAAUGAACCAAAAUGGCAAAUUAAAAGAAAUCAGUUAGCUAUGGAAAUGGGUAAAAUAACAGGAGAAAAUGACGGAGGUGAUGUAGUUGGUAGUUUUGGUGGUCCAAUUAGUGUAAAUGAAUUACGUACAAUACAAGAUCAAGCAUUAGCGGUACUAUUGGCAUGGCGUGAAGAAAAUGGAGAUUCAGCCACAGGUAAUGAAUUAGAUUAUGCGCUUCGUCAAAUUGGCCGUGAAGAUGUCAUUAAAUCAUGUAUGCGUGAUAUUUGUUAUGUACUUGAUGCUGAUGAACAUGCAAAGGCUACGCGUCAAAUAGAUGAAGGUAAACGUUCAGAUCCUGUGAAUCCUAAUUUGUCAGAUCCUUUCUCAACUUCUCUAGCAGCAACAUCAACUUUAAUGUCUGGCAUGAAUGACAUAACAGCUAAUGAUGUUGGUGAUCAGUCUAUGAUUGGCUUUGAUAGAAUAGAUGCAUUAAAACAUCCAGAUGUAAGGAUUACUCCGAUGCCAGAUGAAUCAGAGCUGAUUCCUCAAACUCAUCUUGGCCUAGAUAGUCAAAGUCCAAGAAAAUCCGAUGUCAUUAUUCAUGGUAGUGGUGAUGAAGAAGAAGAGGGACGACCUUCUCCUGCUUCACAACAAGGUCAGACUGAAGUAGAAGAAGACAAUGAAGAGUUUUGGCAACAACAACAACAUCAAGCAGGAAUUGAACCAGCUUGUUCAACUAGUCAACAAGGUGGUGAUCCAAUGGUUGUACAGAAACAUGAUGAAAUAAUAGUACAAGAAGAAGCAGAUAUAAUUCGCGACAGUGAAUCAAUGAGCAGUUCUGAAUUGAUUGCAUCUACUUUACAAGGUUCUCAACAAGAGAUCUAUGAUACAGAUGCGAAAAUUGCAGGCACAUUAAAGUUAGAAGGUGAAGUUGAAGAAGAUGCACUUCAGAGUCAACGACAGCUGGAAAAUAUUUCAGGUCAUCAUAGAGAAGCGGACUUAUUAUCACCUACACAAAUUCAUCAAGAAGAACAUAGUAUUACUAGUUUAUCAGAGGAUAAUAACGGUGAUGCUGGUUUAAAACAGUUAACAAGUGCCAAUAAUACCAACACUAAUGAUAUAACAACUUCAACUAGAUCACAACCUACUAGUGAACAUCGUUGGGAUCAAGAAGAUGAUCUAUCAGAUAUUGUUUUACAAGACGAAACUGAUAAAAUGAGUGAAACCGAUAUUCAGUCGUCACAUGAAGUGACGAAUAAUGAAACACCAGAUGUAGAUAUAAGACAUGCUCAUCAUGUUGGCUAUACAUCAGAUCAACCGAUAGAUAAUAAUAAUAGUAGUAUAAUGCAAAAUCUUGAAGCAUAUAAUGAACAAGAUGUUAUUGGUGAUAAUGAAUUGGAUGUUAUGGAAUCAUCAAGACAACGACAAGAUAAUUCUAAUGAAUAUCAACAACAACAACCUUCAAUCGUUGCUUCAUCAAAUGCACAUCAUGGUCUUGCAUCUAUUCCACAUAAUGAAGAUGGUGGCAAUUCUGUUGAAUAGAAAAAAUUGUUUAGAAAAAAGAAAUACAGAACAAUAGUAACAACAAAAUAAACGAAACAUCUCGAAGAGAAAAUCCGGUUUCAUGUAGUUGUUAUUUGCCAUGCUUUUUUGUGUAGAUUUUGUUUUAUAUUCGUUAUCACUUUAAUUGUUUUCUUCUUUAUAAUAAGAACAAUAAGAAUGUGGGUUAAUGAUGAGAGGGCAUUAGGGAGAAAAGCUAUUCAUUGCAGUAUUGUUGUCUAUCUUUCUUUUUAUUUUCCACAUUCUCUCAUAUGCACAAACUUCGCUAUGCCUUAUCUAGUCAUUAAAAAAAAAACAACACAGCAUCGAUGUUCGUUUCACAUGUGUUGUACACUUGCACACUUGCACACACACACACACCAUCACCCGUUCCUCUUUCGUUGUACUCCUUCAAUGUUCGACUUACCAUAUUCUAUAUAUUGCUUGAUUUCUUUUUUUUGACUACAUCUCGCAAUACAAUACAAUGUUUUAUGCAAGUCAUAAUAAUAAAUAAUUAUGUAAUUUUAAUUUCUAUGUAUUAUUUUUUUGUUUCUAUUUUAAUUGAUUAAAUGGUUACACUCUUUACUGCUAUUUGGAUUUUAGUUAUUGUUAUUUGAAGAGAUAAUUCAAGGUGGAAACCUUUCAAAGAAUAUACAGUAACGAGAAAACAUACACACACACACACACACUGAGAAGAAUCAUUACAAUUCAAUAAACAUACAAAGUUUCCCUAUUACUAUUUUGUUUGUUUGUUUGUUUUCUUUUGAUGUAACACGAGAUUUUCGUUUGUUUUCAUCCGAAACGAUGAUUUUAUGUUUGAAUGUAGAGAAUUUUCUAUUGAAUGUUAAUCUGAUCUUUCGAUAUAUGGGUGUGUUGUUGUUUUUCCUUCAGUGCUACAGGAUACUUUAGUUCGUUAUUCUCUUUACUUCUCUGGUUCUAUCAUACAACAAUCUUUAUGUUAUUUUCAAUUGUUUGUUAGCAAUAUACAAAUAAAUAAUGCUUGAAUAAUAAUGAUUAUAUAGUGACAUGUUUAUUAGUUAACUGUUAUAAUUGAAUACUAUUAGUACUACUACAGCACUACUGCUGUAUUAUCCUUAACAGUAAUAAUAAUAAUAGUAAUAGUUAGAAUUGAGUACUGAGAAUUUUUCCAGUAUUCUUUUUCAAUUCAUUAAUAGAGUCUGAUCUAUAUGCUUAAAUAUAAAUUAGAUUUACUAUGAAUGUUCAUUAUUGAUUAUUGUCACCGCCAUUAUCAUAUUCGCCGACCUCAUCCUCAAUAUUAUUAUUAUUAUUUCGAUAGGCUUUCUCUACUAAAUUCUAAAGUACUGUUUACUCUAUCUAUGACCGUUUUACGCCUCCUCCUCACCAUUAUUAUUACUAUUAUUAUUAUUAUUAUUAUUAUUAUUGUCGCCACCGUCAUCAUCAUUGAAUAUUAAUCUUAGUAACAUGUGACAGUCAUAAUAAUGAUCGUGUUUAUUAUUGUGCUAUUGAACAAUGAAUUACUGAUUAUAUUGUUAUUUUUCCAUUGCAUUGUCUGUUCUUUCUGUUACUUAAUUACAUUUUUUUCUCUCCGAAAAAUCAAAUGUAUGUUUCUUCGGUUUUUAUUUCUACCUUAAAAUAACCUCCUGUCUUGUUUUAUGUGAAUGCUGUGAGUGCGUGUGUUUAUGUUAAUUUAUUUUCCUGCUUUUCUACAAGGAUAAAAUGACCAGCUAGUUAAGUAAAACUAUUGUACACAUCCUCACAUUAUGAAUAUUAUUGUUUCAUUGAGGUGCAUCUUCAUCAGUUUAUUGUAUUCUCGAAUAACGAAUAUAAAAAUACCAGUGUAUGUGUUUCCGUGUUUUUAACCACGUUCAUUUGAACAUUUGUUCAUUUUUAUGAGAUCAACUGAACAAAAGUUUUAAUCUUUUGAUUUUACUCAAUGUAAAUGAACCCAAGUUGAACAACAGAUAGAAAUUAGGAAGCACGGAAUAGCCGUUUAAUCCUGGUAUGUGGCUCCUCGAGAAUGUACAUGCGCAACCACACUAGGAAUCAAAUGUAGAUUUUUCGGUCUCAUGAAUCAGCUUCUAACUCUAUACAACUGAUGUACAUGUCUAACUUCAACCUAUCCGGGAUAGUUUCGCAACCAACUUCCAUUAUCUUCCGGGGGAUAACUGGUUAACAUCUUACAUAAUUGAACUCCACUGGUGAUGGUUUUCUGGUUUUGCAAUGGAUAUAAAACUUGGGUUGGUUAAUGAUGUCAGGAAUAUUUAAUAAUCUUUAUAAGCCUCUGUACUGACGAUCAAUAAAUCAUUUAAGGAAGAAAAAAGCAGGUGGGGGUGCGAAUGUAUAAAGAUGAGUGUAAACAGAAGAAAUUAUAAUUCGGACGUGUCAUGAGUAAAGUAGUAUUCAUCAAUCAGAUUGAUUGUUUGCUACCAUAUAUAUUAAACAGUGAUUGACGUUGGAAUUACACUACCAGAUAUCUCCCUAGUAAUUUUAUGAGUUAAAUGCUCGCCACAUGACCUGAAUGUCUUGGUUUAGACACCUGGUGGAAUAAUGGAUGCACAUUAUACGAUUAAAAUUACAUAUACCACCUUAACUCCUGAAUGACCAUAAUAGGAGGAAGUUCAACGUCUCUACAUUCUAAUAUGCUUUGUAUUAUGUUUAAACAUUGGUAACAACUUCUAAUUGACUCGUUAUCAAGCUUAAAGUCAUGCC
Molecule: messenger RNA, 9903 nt
Organism: Schistosoma haematobium
Lineage: Eukaryota; Metazoa; Platyhelminthes; Trematoda; Strigeidida; Schistosomatidae
Product: Ankyrin-2
Exons: 30
Coding region: 3787-7215 (1142 amino acids)
Biological process (GO): signal transduction; regulation of cardiac muscle contraction; protein localization to T-tubule
Cellular component (GO): T-tubule
Molecular function (GO): protein binding
Source: RefSeq, a predicted model, not a curated record